Molecule: messenger RNA, 2347 nt
Organism: Drosophila suzukii
Lineage: Eukaryota; Metazoa; Arthropoda; Insecta; Diptera; Drosophilidae
Source: RefSeq, a predicted model, not a curated record
UUGAAAAGGAGACCAAAGAUACAACUCUUCCAAUUGUCGAAUAAGUAGUGUCGGAUUCACAUCAAGAAAGCGAUACCUCUUCGCGAGAAGGUUCGUUCCGGCGACCAUCCGUAGUUUGGCCAGGGCUUUUAAUUGUCUCCCAGCAACACUUCAUCAACCCCACGUGGAGAAUCUCCACUUUAGAUUACCCUGUCCGAUCUGAUGGAUCAGAAACAACCGGUGCCAGCAUCCAUGCCUUCUACCCUAGGUUUUGAAUCCGCUUUUAGCAGCAGAAUAGGUUCUGACUGCGGAGGAACUCCUCCUUUACAAAAUACUUCGACUUUGGCAACGCCAGGAUUAGGGCCAUGGAGGCCAUGGUUCCUGGUGAAAGAAGACCCAAAACCAUAUACCAAGGAGAAAGACCAAUCAGAUGAUGCGUCCGCAGAAGCGAAAAAGAAUCUGAGUCCUGACAACGUCAAAGAACCCGAAAAGUCUACCAAAGAGGUGCCACCCAUGUCAAGCGAGGAGAGCUCCGUGAUCGGUGCCGCCACAGAAUCAGAGUCCCAAGUGGCCAGCCGCAAUGAGAACUUGACAGCCACCUUGGCGUCGAUUAAGGUGCCGGUGCUUCAAGCGAAAGCUGAAACGGACAAAAUGUCGGUGGAGCUGAAGGACAAACAAGAGGCCAUAGAGUCCUUCACAUGGCUGCUCGUGAACUGUAAUGUGCCCUCGAACGCCAGCUGGGAACAGUGUGUAAAGAUCAUUUCAAAGGAUCCGCGUUAUGUGAAGUUUAAGUAUCUCAACGGACGCAAGCAAAUCUUCAAUGAUUAUAAAAUGCGACAGCGGGGCGAGGAGCUGGUGCAGUUCCUCAUGUCCAAGAUAAACUCGCGGUUUGAGUACUUUCGCUGCGACGCGUUGUUUGGCGAUACUGAAACAUGGUCAGCGGUGCCCGAACCGAAACGGAGGGAUAUAUACGAAAGUUGCAUAUUUCAUCUAGCCAAAAGGGAAAAGGAAGAGGCGCGGAUCAUUCAACAGAUACUCAAGGAAAAAUCCUAUGUGGUCCAGCCGAGUACAUCUUACGAUGACUUUGCCAAGAUUGUGUUUGCGCGUAAGCGAUCGUCUGGCCUGGAUGCGAACAAUGUGAGGCUCAUCUACGAUUCUCUGCUGGAGAAGGCAAAGGUGGAUAAGAGUGAGCGGAUAAAGGAAGUUCGACGGUUGCGGAAGUUUGAGUAUGAGAUCAAGGACAAGUGGCUAAAGGCCGACGUCUCAGUGGACGGUUCCUAUAAUAAGGCCAAGAAAAUUGUGGAACAUAUGAAAGCGUAUGACGUGUACGAAAAGGAAAUCGGAGUGCAGAAGAUCUGGCAGGACUUUAUCAAGGAAAGCGAAGAUGCAGUGAUGCAGAAGUUUAGCCACCACUUCUUACGGCCGCGUGAAUCGAAUAAGAACAAGAAGGACGAAAAUCAAGAGGGUUCUACUUCGAGAUCAGAUAUUGAAAAGGAGCCGGUAAAAGAUGAGAAGUCCAAGCGAAAAAGUGAAAAGUCACAAUCUGAUAGUAGUACGCCGGCAAGAAUUAAAGAAAUCCCACAGAAUGAUUCCAACUCAAAUUCACCGCCUAAGAAACAUAAGAAGACUAUAAACUCAAUGAGUGGCAGUAAGACUACUGCAGAGUGACUCCAAACUCACAGUCAGUCUAUAUUCUAAUAAGUAAUAAGGAAGUACAUAAAGGUUAUCGUCGGCUUAAAAAGUAUAUAAAAAACAAAGUGUUGGAAGGAAAUAGAAAAUUGCAGCUGAAAUUAAUUAUUUUCAAAAGUUAUGUUAAGACGUGAUGUUUGCAAAAAAAAAGAAAAUAUUAAUCCUAGAAUGCCGACAAAAAUUUACAUUACCUAAAGCUAGGCAAAACGAAAUCCAAACAAGACGACGGGCCAACUAGUGCCGCCAUCAUCUUCAUCUGCUGCCAGCGAACUGAACAAUGCAAACGAGAUUGCAUAAUGGACCCCCCGGCCUAAUGAGCUCCCGGUUUCGAGCUCUCAGCUCUGACAUCGUGCUACAAUGCAACAAAUCAUGUGUCUGGCUCAGAAUUUUUGUCGCACAAUUUGGCCAACAACACAUCAACGAACCGCAGUCGAAACAAUAACAGACUGUCUGCUUUGGUUAAGACUCCCCGAAAAUUUGGGUUCGCUUGCGGAUGACAAUGGCGCCAGCGUUAAAUAAAAUCCAUCCUAAGAAGGUACCACACUUUUUUGUUUAUUUUUCACACGUGCAACGCAAUGCAGCGCUUAGUAAAGCAACGUGUAUACGCGAAAGUGGGUAUUUGCAAGUAAAAUACAUAAAUCUGAAUGCUGUACAAAAUGAAAAUAGGUUUGAGGUCUGC